Molecule: messenger RNA, 872 nt
Organism: Bombus huntii
Lineage: Eukaryota; Metazoa; Arthropoda; Insecta; Hymenoptera; Apidae
Product: glutathione S-transferase-like
Exons: 2
Coding region: 30-323 (97 amino acids)
Source: RefSeq, a predicted model, not a curated record
GAUAGCUUUCAGCUAUCUGCUACUAUCGCAUGAAGGAGGAUCCUGAAAAGAAGGAAGCGAGGAAGAAUCAACUUUUGAACGAAACAAUACCAUUUUACUUGACUAAAUUCGACCAGAUUAUUGGCGAAAAUGAAGGAUAUAUCAUUCCUUCUACCACGACAUGGGCGGACUUCGUGUUUGCAGCGGCACUUGAAAAUUUCGAGUAUAUGUUUGGGGCAUCAGCUUUGGAUAAAUAUCCAGCUCUUCAAGCAUUGAAGAAAAGGAUUCAUAGAAUACCGGUUAUUUCUGAUUGGCUGAUUAGGCGUCCAUACACAAACAGUUAAAAAGCUAAAAACGUGUGGAAAAAAGAUGACCAGUACACCAGUAUAUAUAUAUGUACGCUGGCAUCGCUAUGUUGGUAAAUGUUCGAUGUUAUACGUGUCGUAAAAUGUAACAGUUCUAUUUAAAAAAAAAAAUUUCGUUUCUAUGAGUACGUUAAAAGUUUAACUAUAAAAAGUCUCAUCUGAGCUGUGUUCCUUUAUGUGAAGGUAUUAUUGUGUGUAAUAUUGUGAAUUACGACUUUUCCUCUCCGAUAUUCGUGAAUUGAAUCACGAUCAACUCAGCUUGAACUAAAAUCCUAACUAAAAUCGUCACCAACAAAUCCGAUGGUCCCGUGCGCUAGACACACCCAUCCUUAGCUUUCCUCCGAGACAGCAUCGUCUCCAGAGACAGUUCUGAUUUUACAUCCUUCGAACGGUUAAUAUCCUUCCACCGGGUAGGACACACCCACAGAUCAGUCACUCAUUCAUCUCGUACAUACGCACCAGCGUAACUGCCUUCGUUAUAAGUUGUUGGAAUAAACGGUGAAAUAUAACUUACUAUACUGUGUCAUA